This is a messenger RNA of Acanthaster planci (crown-of-thorns starfish), 6268 nucleotides long. RefSeq names its product dual serine/threonine and tyrosine protein kinase (gene dstyk). Gene Ontology annotation, biological process: cellular response to fibroblast growth factor stimulus; protein phosphorylation; positive regulation of ERK1 and ERK2 cascade. The record is from RefSeq and is a predicted model, not a curated record. NCBI's taxonomy places the organism in Eukaryota, Metazoa, Echinodermata, Asteroidea, Valvatida, Acanthasteridae. Gene Ontology annotation, cellular component: cytoplasm. Gene Ontology annotation, molecular function: protein kinase activity; ATP binding.
CUGUUACAUGUACAUACGUACGUGUACGUCACAUACACUACAGGUACCGACAAUGGCGGAUCGCAGGAGUGGGUCGCGAGCGAGAAGUCGCGAUCUUCCAGGGGAAUUUAGGCAGUUUAGUAAUCUAACGAAGCAGCUUAAGAAGAUAGUAUACGACACGAACAUUUCUCGGGCAGAGCUUAGGAAUUGUGGUCACUUUGAGGAGGAGCGCAUUUCAGAAUUGCUGUUGGAAGAUGAACAUGAAUUGUUCAUGAAAUCAAUUGUCGGUGAUCCACCAUGCCUCCUGAUUUGUGGCCAGACGUACACUGCUAAAGCCACCAUCCUGAAUAGGAUACUCAAUGAGCAGAUUCUACGCAUCACUAAUUGCUCAGACAAUUCCAAGAGCUGGCGACCUUUGCGCUUUCGCUUUGGAGCUGAGCGCCGUAGUGCUCUGACCACACUGACAGACAGCUUUGAGCUGCUGAAUGGGGAUUAUAACCCAGGUACCAAUUGGACUGUGCUUCCGCAGCGCGAUGUUGAAAUUAGACAGGAGGACUUGAGUGAUCCUUGUACGGCUCAAGCCACCACAGAAGUGACCUUGAACCAUCCCUUGCUUGCCACCAAGGUUGAAAUCAUUGUUGCACCCCACAACUGCCCAGACCUGAACAUUACCAGGCUAUACAGCCAGUACUCAUCGCGCAUGCUGCCAAUUAUUUUCUAUGGAAUAGACAAGGACUACCUAUCCCAAGAGGAGCAGCGUGAACUCCUGGAUUUGAGACACCUAGCUUCUGAUUUGCCUUUGCUGUUCUUGGACUGCUGUCCUCAUACAGAGAGUCCCGCUAGACAUUCCCAAGUAGAUGACGAUCUUGGAGAGGACUCAGCUUAUGACAGCAACAAUGAGGACCUUGUAGCUCGAUCAGUAGAAGAUUUGGAGAGCCAUAACCAAGGAGCCUCAUCCCCAUCUCCAAGGAGACCAUCCAGAUUUCAUGACAUUGUACAUGGACAACUUCGUAGUCUGGGGUUCUUGACAGAUCCCUCGGAGGUGCCAGUCUUCAAAGGUGGUAUGACCCCAACCGAGGACGACCUCCAUCAGAGUCGACUAGAGAAACUCUAUAACAUGCAGGGUAUACUGAUGUUUGUGCGGCAGGUCCUACAGUUGUACCUGACACGAGCCACUACAGUCCUGCAUGACUUGCACUUACAGUGCAUGAAUAUGUUUAUCACCACAGCAUUUGACAUGCAACGGGACAUCCAAAUCACACCUCGGAGGAUAGACUAUGCAAGGCAACGUGAAAUGGAACUGUUUGAAUCCUUGAAGGAUCUGGCCAAUCAGCGGCAAGAAGAGAUACGUAAACUCAUCCAGGCGACGAUCCAAGACCUCAAGGAACCUUUGCUGCAGGAAGCGGAGAACUACCAAUUUGAAGAUUUAGAAAUCUCACUUGAUGGUGAGCUGAGUCAAGGCAAGGAGAUCAAAGGUUGCACGACCCAGAUCCAGGAACUGGUGUUGAACCGGGUCAAUAAAGCUGUGGUGGACAAGCUAAUCAGCUCAGUAGACUACCUGCAUGAUAGCUUUGUAGGGACAUUGACAAGAUGCUUAGAGAGCUUGGAGAAAGGAGAAGAUGGACAACAGGGGGAAACAUCAGCUAGUAUGGCCCUCAAACAGAUUUUGAACUCGGCAUACCAGGUGGAAGUUACCGUAAGGACCAGUUAUUCUUUUGUCAAAGUCAUCUGGGAGAGAAUGAAAGAGAUUCUGCAGUCUAUGAAACCAUUCAAGGCCCCUCCAAUUGUAGACAAGGACUGGAAACGGAAAGUUGCCAUCAACUUACUGAACAACCUGGAUGAGUCUAAGCUGGCUAAGAGUAUCUGCUCACAGUUUCGGUCCCGACUCAACAACUCCCAUGACAUGUUUUCUUCGUCACUACGUCAACUUGAGAACAAGCACUCAGGUAGACUUGAGAAGACCGAGGAACAACGGAUGAAAGUCAGGAAAGUUCAUGCCCCACGACUUGCUAGACUAGCCCUGGACAGCACCUCACUAAGGGACAUGGUUCUCUAUGGCAUGCCCAAAUUAGAGAGGGAGAUCGGGCGUGGUCAGUAUGGGGUAGUGUAUUCAUGUAGGAACUGGGCUGGUCUAACAUCUCUUGCUGUCAAGUCAGUCGUCCCACCUGAUGAUAAACAUUGGAACGAUUUGGCACUCGAGUUUCACUACACAAGGUCAAUCACUGAGCAUGAGCGUGUAGUGACAUUACGUGGCUCAGUCAUCGAUCACAGCUAUGGAGGAGAUGGCUGCUCUCCAGCUGUUCUUCUGAUCAUGGAUAGGUUACAACGCGACCUCCAUGUUGCCAUCAAGGCUGGCCUAGACUUUCCUGGACGGUUACAGGUGGCUUUGGAUGUAGUGGAAGGUAUGCGAUAUCUACAUAGCCUGGGGCUAGUGCACAGAGACAUCAAACUCAAGAAUGUGCUGUUGGACAAGCGUGACCGUGGUAAGAUCACAGAUCUUGGAUUCUGCAAACCAGAGGCCAUGAUGAGUGGCAGUAUUGUUGGUACCCCAAUCCACAUGGCACCAGAGCUUUUCUCAGGCAAAUACGACAGCAGUGUGGAUACCUAUGCCUUUGGUAUUCUUUUCUGGUAUGUCUGCGCUGGCCAUGUCCGACUCCCUACAGCAUUUGAACAGUGUGCCAACAAGGACCACUUGUGGAGCUCAGUCAAGAAAGGAGUACGGCCUGAGAAGUUGAAUGUCUUCGACAAGCAUUGUUGGGAGCUAAUGCAGGCCUGCUGGGCUGGUGAACCAGGAGAUAGACCUCUUCUAGGCGAAGUCCAGAUCAAGCUACAAGAAAUCCACGAGAGAGCUCUGGAUGCUCGUCUCAAGAUGACCAAACUGAGAGAUCUAGCUGGCAGUAAACAAGCAAAGACGGAGGACAAGGGACGACCCAGAGAAGUGUAACUUCCAACUUGUGUGCUAAUAUUCAGGAUAGGUAUUGUCUUACAUGCAUAAAAUACUAAUGUGCUUAGUACUGUUCUCUGAGUUGUUAUUUAGUUUGAUGUUAAAUGGCCAUGGUUUUCCAUAUACAAGAGCAUACCAAAUUUAUAUUUUUAUUUGAAAUAUUGCUAAAUCCACUAUGAUAAAAAAGUUACAAUUAGGUAUAGCAUGACGAUCAGCCAGAUGAGUCAAGGCUGGCUGUUUUACCAGUGUUAUUCAUACUUACCUGCAGGCAACAUGUCACAGGGCACAUUGACUGUAGUAUAGUGAUAUUACGUAAUGACAACAGGUGAACACAAUAAAGAUCCUGCUGCUGUAGAAUUGUUUGUACUGCUGCUGUCCAUUCUUCAAUUGAAACCAAUGAAUCCAUGACAAAAAUUUGACAGCCACCCUUACUCAACAAAAAAAAGGUUGUACACACAGAGCUGAACAAGUGGAGCUUCCCUGGCAAUAUUUUGUGAACCAUUCUGUUGAUGAGUGAAACAAUUUGUACAUAAUAGCAUGUACAAAAAUCAUUGGCAGAAAUUUUGAUGGGCUAUUUCGUAUUGUCCAGUGCUGAGCAUUUCUGUCCUGGUACACUGUACAAAUUGUGACAUGCAAGGUGAAACAGUUUCACAAUGGAAGAAAUCAUGUAGAAAUGUAUCUUAUGUUUUCUGUUUGCCGUUGUGUGAAAAAGGAUUAAAAUCUUAUUCGUGUGACAGAGUUUGGCUACUUUAAAACUUGUGUGCUUGUGAAAUCAUGUUUAAACCUUGAUCACGCUGUAAAUAUGUGUACACAUUCAGGGAACUAAAAUUAGGACAUGUUUAUGGUUGUAACAGUUUGAUGGAGAUAAUUCCUCUAAGGGAUUUAAUGCUCUUCUGAAAAUAAGUUUGAGGUCACAGCUAAACUAAUUGUUUCAUUUUGCAACGUUGUAUUUAUUCACCUUUAAAAGGUUCACAUUCACCUUUCCAUUAACCUUACUAAUGAGCAACUACAAUGUCAUGCAUGUGUAAUUUUCUCUCUGUAUCAGCUGAAAGCAGCUUUAUAAAAAUUGGGUUUAGUAAUUCUUGGAAGUGAAAUUGAAUGUUUACUCUGUCAUAUGAUAACCAGCGGAACUCUUCUUUAAGACAGUUUUUCAAAGUAUAUAACCCGUCUACAAGUCUGUCUGAAAGUGUGUUGUUGGAGCAAAAUUAUUAAAUCAAUUAAAUCAGACAUUCAAGGGGACACAUUUCCUUUGUAGAGAGGGUACUUUCUUUGUGUGUGAUUACACAGCAUUGGCACUUGAUGCCAGUGGCCUUCUUCCUUAAUCUACUUUUUUUUUUCUGGAACUUGUUUUUACUUGAUGAGCCUUGUGUACCUUCCAAUCUGUUUGUCUUCUUUGAAGUGAAAUCUAGACUUAAGAGCAGUGUUGUAGUCAUGAUCAUCAAGAGACCAGACACAAGUAACCUUGUAAACAAUCAGCUGUAUGCGUUUUAGGGUCUUAAGGAUUAUCCUUGUAGCUACUCAUAAAAGUCACCUUGGGGGGAGGGGCCUACUUACUGUUACACAAGAAUCUCAGUCACAUCUUAUUUUCAUCCCUGUUGUCUAGUUUUAAUCCAAAAAUAUAUCACAGCUUGUUCCAAGUUCCUUUCAUUUCAGGGCAUGUGGUGAGCACACGGAAUUAGCCUGUUAUGUGAUUGUUUGAUUGUUGUAAGGUGUUGAAGUAUAUGAAGGUCAAUUCUCAUACCCUAUGACUGUUCAGGCACUGUUUAUAGAGACCGCACUUUACAACAUAUCCGCAAGGUACAAUGUAUGAUAUUUUGAUCAUACUUUUCACAAGUGAAAUUUAGGAUGGACUAAACUAAUUUGAUUUUGAGAACACUUAACAGAAAGCCCAAGUACUGACAGAUUUAUGACUAGUCUCAGAUGGUUUUUUCUGAUCAGUAAGUACAUGUACCGUAGCAAUGUUUCUUGGGAUUCAUGCACCCUGUUCAGAGCAGCACUUUUUGUGUUAACAGAGAUUUUCCUUUUUUGUUGCAUUAUCACAGAAAAGUGGAUCAUUGUGUGACUAAUGUGUACUGUUCUUUCCAGUCAGAAGUGGAUUCAGUGUUUUUUUGGGGGGGGAUAUUGAGACUAUUCCUUUCAUGCCGCACAGUGUAAUUAUUUAACAAAUAACACUUGUGUAAUGUGUGUAAAAAGGAUAUAUAUGCAUUUAAUGUACGGUAUUAACUGGAAUACUUUCAUAGCAAAUAGGCUUGAUGUUAAAGCUAACCCUGUUCUGAAAUUAAAAAUGUUCAAAACCAUAGUAUAUCACUGUAGGAUAUAUAUAAGCACCUAAUGAAAACGUUACUCUACCUUGGCUGAAAAAGGACCACCUUUUUGAGAAUCUCUGUGAAAGGUCUGUGUUUUUUGGGGGGGGGUUACAGUAUGAUGUAACAAAUUUAAAAGAUUUUCUAAGAUCAUAUUUGUUGUAUUUAUGAUCUUUUGAGGGGGGGGCUGGGGUCGUAAUAUGAUGCCUUGAUGGGCUGUGGAAGUGGUCACCACUGCGACAACUUACAACCAGUUGGCUGAACUGUGUUCCUCAGACAGAUUUAUUCUAUAUGUGGUUUAUCUGGUACCAAACUAACACCAUUUUGUAAAAGAGAAUACAUUUUACAUAUAUCUCACCACAUGCAUUUGACACCAAUGUAAUCUUUAUUAGUUUUACGCCAAUGCAUUAACGUUAUAUUUGCAUAUGUUAAAAUGUGACAAACAUAACUUAAACACAUGACAUAGAAUCUGUAGAUAUUUGAAUGGUACUGGAUCAAAUAAACUUUCAGUUUUAAUAUUCAUUCUGAAUAUCUAACUGGCUCUAAUCUAGAAACAUUGUCAUAUUACAAAGCCGAGAUAUGAUAUUCUCAAAAUUUAGUUUGGUUUUGAAAUGUUACACCAAGAUCUGGAAGGAUAGAUGGUGUGCAGGCCAAGUUAUCACUUAAAAUAGGGUCAACACCCAAAGAAAACUGUUUGGCAUUGGGUGAAACUAUUGGACAUGAUACGGGUUGUCUGAACUUGUCUCAUUUCAAAAGGAUCUGGGAAAACCUGGCUGUUCUGUGUUAUUGUUGAUACCAUCAGGGUUGGGGAUGUACAUGUUAGCAUCUCAUUUUUGUUGGAAAUCUUAGGCAGCCAUUAUAUUGGUGUGAAUACUCUGUAUCUAACAAAUUUGGAGGGAAAAGUAGACAAAAACAAAACCCUGAAAUCAGUUUGUUGCAGGAGUUACAUUCUACUACAGUGUUACCAGUAUAUAUUGCCUUUGAGCAAAAAAUUGGAAGUGGUGUCUUCUGCCUUUUCAUCAAAUAAAUUAAUUUUCUAAUA